AUGACCUCUAUUGAUAAAGAAAUUGCCAGCAUAGCAACCAAAUACUUUUGUGAACGUAAAUAUGAUGCUGCUUUAGAAUCCCUGGAACUUUUAGCGGGUAGACCGGAAACAACGGUUACGACGACGAUUAAUUUAGAAGGAACAGAAGAAAAAAAAAUUCAGGAACAAGAAAAUAUUGAUCCGAUAAUUUUACAUAACCUUGCGGUUACUCGAUACUAUAAAAGUAACACAUUGCAACACCAAGCACUAUACGAGGCAUUAGAAGAUGUGCUGUCAAAAAUACAAGCGAAUAAUGCCUCUGGUGGUGUUGCAUUAUCGGCAUAUGGUGUAAUAAGGGAUAAGAAAACGGAGGUUACUACUAGUGGUGAGCUAACUAAUAUAAAUUUGGUGAACAAUAAGUUAGAGUGUGAUAAUGUUCCAAGUUUUUCAUUUCCUGAAGAACAAAACAAUAAACACUACAAGAAACAGAAUAUUUCCUCGGCGACGACACAAGAACAUUUAGUGAAUACAGAUGAAGAUUUGGAUGCAGCUGCUUCAGAAGAAGAUGAAGCAACCAAUGGGAUAGGAUCUUAUCGGUCUUCUUUUUCAAAGAAUAUUCCCCAUUUCAUUGAUGAAGCAAUCCCCCUCUAUAAUAAGGCUGUUAUUUAUUUUCAAUUGAAGCGAUACGAAGGCGCUCGUGGUAUCAUUGAGCCUUUUCUGCGUGAUAAUAUUGAUCGAUUGGAAGGAUAUGUGGCGUGUAGAAUGUCUUGGUUAUUGAUGGAGGUAUAUAUUGAACUAUGUGAACCGAAUAAGGCAUCUCAAGUUCUCAAAUGGCUUGAAUUAAAAUUAAAAGAUGCCAAGUCUAAUAAGAACUCAUUAUUUGAAGAGAGAGAUAAAAAACUUCUCAAAAAUUCAGAAUAUAAUAGAGCUGACCACUGCAAUGAUCAAGGGAAAUUUCUCUUCGAUAGAAUACAAACAAAAGAAAAACAACCAGAAGGGCCAACUAAAGUGAAAAGUGACGAUAAAGUUUCGAUAUCUAAUGUCUUUCCGAAUAUCUUGGUGACAGUCCCUUCAAAUUAUGGUUCCCCAGAGUUUGCAUUCCAUGCUCUUAAAAAACGUAUUAACGCGCUGUACCAUAACAAAGUUGACCAAACAAAAUAUAACUAUCAACAACAACACGCAAAUAUAAAUUCACAUAUUGAGUCGAAUAAUAAAUUAGUAGAUUCUGAUGACUCUUCUAAGAUAAUAACCAAUAAUGAAUCUCCUGAUUAUAAUAUUUCGGAUAUUGGAAUCGAGUCUGAAUUGAAUAGAGCAUAUCGUGAGGCUUAUUCGGAGUACUUGCGAAAGAAUUAUCAGAAAUCAUUCAAAAUCAUGGAAUCAUGUAACAAAGUUGAUUCUAGAGCUAAUCGACAUGAAAUGGGCUUGUUAAAAAGUGAACAAUGGAUAAAACUUUAUUAUAAUAAUAUAGGCUGUCUGCAUUUCAUGCAACGAAAAUUUGCUUUGGCUUCGUUAUAUUUUUCAAAGGCUAGGAAAUAUAAUUCAGAUUUGCUUGAAAAAUAUGGAAACGAUGAGUUAUCUGAUCAGUUAGAUGGAUUGAGUUAUUUGGCCAAUGGAAUGUAUGAGAAUGCUUUACAAUGCUUUGAGAAAGCCGCUGAAGUGCGCGAAAUCCAGUCCUCACCAUGGGUUUGGAUUCGAAUAGGAGAAUGUUGUCUAAGUAUAUACGACCAGAUUACAUCAUUUGGCGGUAAAGAAAUCGUUAAUAAGGAAAGAUUUUCCGCCGUUUCUGGCAGCUUUCCACCAGAUCCGGGUGAUGUGGAUCAUCAUCAUCCACACCGUCCUCUCUUGGAUUACGCCAUAUCAAGUUUCCAAAACGCAUUGAUUCAUCCUAUCUUAAACAACAACAGCAAUGAUCAUCCAAAUCCUUCCACUCUUGAUGUUACCUCAAAUGUUGAAAUCCCACGACAGCAUCAAAAAUAUCAGGAUGCAAGUAGACGAACAUUUUCGUCUAUGACGUUCCAAGAGACGGUAAUAAUUCGUCGUACGGUGAUGAUUAAAUUGGCUUAUGCACAGAUACGAAAUAGACUUUAUUCAAAAGCUCUUGCAAUUUCUCAAAGAAUUAUUGACGAGAUCGAUCAAGAAUCAUCUUCAAAUAUUGAGAAUGAGAUCGAUACCACUGACAAGGAUGAAAUAAUUACAAAUAACCGUGUCCGGAAUUUAGCAUGCUCGUACGCUGUUUAUUGUCGACGCUGGUUGAAUUCAUUAACACACAAAAACCACAAUAAUAAUAAUCAUCGUUAG
Molecule: messenger RNA, 2277 nt
Organism: Ambispora leptoticha
Lineage: Eukaryota; Fungi; Glomeromycota; Glomeromycetes; Archaeosporales; Ambisporaceae
Source: the annotation of a GenBank genome assembly